Messenger RNA from Nicrophorus vespilloides, 2577 nucleotides. RefSeq names its product T-box transcription factor TBX20-like. Bases 369 to 1778 code for a protein of 469 amino acids. Gene Ontology annotation, cellular component: nucleus. Lineage: Eukaryota; Metazoa; Arthropoda; Insecta; Coleoptera; Silphidae. The record is from RefSeq and is a predicted model, not a curated record. Gene Ontology annotation, molecular function: DNA-binding transcription factor activity, RNA polymerase II-specific; RNA polymerase II cis-regulatory region sequence-specific DNA binding. The transcript has 6 exons. Gene Ontology annotation, biological process: heart development; positive regulation of DNA-templated transcription; regulation of transcription by RNA polymerase II.
UCAUUCUGUCAAAACAUCUUGCUUCUGUUGUGGUGCUGCCGCGUGUCUCGCCACCACUCGCAGACGACGCACACCUUCCGAUACAAGCGCGAUGUUUGCCGCCAACCGCAUCCGGAUUGCCGCGUCCUCAGUUUCCGUUUAGCCCGGAAGUGAUACUAUACCCAUACUCCAGUCACGUGCUUCUAUCUCUCACUCACUUACUCAUUCUAUAUAUAUUUCUCUUUCACACAUACUGUGAUCUCUUCACAUCUCAAAAGCUCUCACCCAUCCCGCUACCAGCAAUCAAUCUCUGUCACCACUCUGUGCAGUGACCAAAGGCGCGCUCUUGUGAUAUACUUGUGAUUGACUGUGAUGGUGAGCACCAGGUGAUGGAAGACAAUUGCACCAUGAGGCCGUGCGCCACUGACUUUAGCAUUGCUGCAAUCAUGUCUAGGCAUGGACGAGCCAGAAACAAAUGCCGCGACCCGCCGGAUACCAUUUCUCCUCUUGAAAAAUUUGUGGAGACGUCUGCAUCUUCGGUGACUUCAACGCCGGAGCCGGUGGACUGCAAUUUGGUGAGUCCCGGUGCGGAGAGCGGUGGACGCGAAUCCCCGGUGGACGUGUCAUCGACGUCAGAGUCGUCGGCACCGGGUCAGAGUGGACGCAGGUCUCCCUCGACCCAGCGAAACCCGCUACUGCAGGAGAGGUGGACAAGCGAGGAGCUCAGGCACGUCGCCUGCCAUUUGGAAACGAAGGACCUGUGGGACAAGUUCAACGAGCUCGGCACCGAAAUGAUCAUCACGAAAACUGGAAGACGAAUGUUUCCAACAGUGCGAGUGUCUUUCACCGGAAUAAGACCGGAUCAGAGAUAUGCCGUGCUGCUGGACAUUGUGCCCGUGGACAAUAAGAGGUACAGGUACGCCUACCAUAGAUCUUCAUGGUUGGUCGCAGGUAAAGCGGAUCCGCCAGCGCCCUGCAGGAUGUACGCUCACCCAGACUCGCCUUACUCUGGCGAGCAGCUCCGGAAGCAAGUGGUUUCCUUCGAGAAAGUUAAGCUUACAAAUAACGAGAUGGACAAACAUGGACACCUGGUUCUAAACUCCAUGCACAAGUACCAACCUCGCAUACACUUGAUUAAGAGACCCGACGGCGCCCCAGGUCAUAUCUUGGAUUUGGAGAACGAAGAGUACAAGACCUUCAUCUUCCCGGAAACUGUGUUCACGGCGGUGACCGCCUAUCAGAAUCAAUUGAUUACCAAACUGAAGAUCGACAGCAAUCCUUUCGCGAAAGGCUUCAGGGAUUCAUCGCGGCUCACAGAAUUCGAAAGUUUGGUUUGCAGGGAGACGAUGGAAUCGAUGCUGGCGGAGCAGCAUUACCUGAGAUCACCGCUGAGACCUUUCGCUGAUAUGGACACCCACAACAAUAAUCUAUCGUUGGAGGAGAAGGCCAUCCUUGCAGCUCGUUCUCAACUGUUCCUGAGGGCCGCCGCCGCCGCUGCUGGACCCUACGGUCCUCUCAUGGGAAGCCUCUACGGAGCUGGGGGAUCGCAGGCUUCAGCCGUUCCUCCAGGUGUCCUCUGGAAUCAAUGGGCAUGUCUCGGUCCGUCUCUUCUGGCUGCCCAGCAUCAGCAUCAGCUCGCCGUAGCCGCCGCCGGCAGCAGCCAAUUGCAAUCCCCAAUCUCGCCCCUCGCAAGACCUCUAGCCCAGCACAGAUACUCCCCGUACGCGCCACCCCCUCGGUCAUCACCCGACACCAGUCUACGCGAAGGACACGAAUCCCCCAACAGUCCUUCUUCCUAGGACAUCCACAUGUGAUAUUAUUGCAUUUCGUUGAAUGCGCCUCUCGGAUUUAACGGAGAUCAAACAAAUAACCGCAGCAGCAACAUUCACACGAAAAUCAAGUAUUCGUUAUAGUCAUAAUUAAGUGAAGUACAAUUUGCGAAUCCCCUAAAACAGUGGUCCCCAACCCCCGGUCCGUGGAUCAAUGGUACCGGGCCGUCAAAGGAACAUUAAAUUAUUUCCAUUUUAUUUCAACUCACUAUAAUUUAGUGACUUAAAUGUUAAAUCACUUUAUAUUCAUUUUUUGGUGUAACUGUAUCAACGUAAAACCCCCAUCUACCCCUCAGCAGGCCACGGCAAAUUUAUCAAACGUUGACCGGUCCGCGGCGAAAAAAAAAUGUUGGGGAGCACUGCCCUAAAACAUCAUAAAACCUACAUAUUUAACGAUAACAUAAAAAACAAAUCCACUACUAAUAAUAAUAAUGAAUCGAAGGGAUUGAGAUGUGCUUUAUUUUUCGUACUCUAUUUGUGUAAUCUAUAUACAAAAAAAAAUGUAACUAAAGACAAAAAAAAAACAUUGUAAAAAUAUAACUGUAAAUAUAUUUAUUUCGUGACCCUCAACCGUAAUCUAUCAAGAAUUUGUACUUAGAGUGGAAAGAAAAAAAUAUUAUGUAACGUUUUCUUUAUUAUUAUUAUUAAUUAUUUAUUAUUGUUGUAAGCAAGUGAGAAAGGUUAAAAAAUGUACCGUUGAGUGGCACCGUUAAAUAUAAUAUAAUGUUUAAUUUAACUGCAGGACGAAUGAAUGAAAAAAAAAACAGUU